Messenger RNA from Anopheles moucheti, 1979 nucleotides. It is a transcript of the gene Dip-C, whose product is annotated as xaa-Pro dipeptidase. Bases 301 to 1740 code for a protein of 479 amino acids. The transcript is spliced from 9 exons. The record is from RefSeq and is a predicted model, not a curated record. Lineage: Eukaryota; Metazoa; Arthropoda; Insecta; Diptera; Culicidae. Gene Ontology annotation, molecular function: metalloaminopeptidase activity; manganese ion binding.
GUGAUAACCGAUUCUCUGUGGUCAGCAUUCAAAGUGUACAAUAGCGUGCUCAUUUAUUUCCACGAAACAGGAAAAGAACAUUGCGUUUUAAUCGUCGCUUAUAACCACUGGCCGUGCCGUGCAGAUUUCUGUUUCGGAAAGUUUCUCGUCAUUCGAUCGUUCAUUGUUGCUUUAUUGUCUGUGUUGGUGCUAGGUGCUGCGCGUGUGAUAAGUGAAGUUAUCUGCUGCAACAAGCUCACCUAUACAUAGCUUCUACCCAUCUUCUACCGGCGCCGGAACGCACGCGCAUCAGCUACGAAAAUGGCCGUCUUCCAAAUGGGGUCUCACACGCACGCCAUCCCGAUGACGCUGUACCGCGACAACCGAGCCAGGGUGGUCAAUGAACUGCAGCGGGCCCAUAACUUUGGGGCGGAUUCGAACCCGGUGAUCAUGCUCCAGGGUGGCGAUAACAUUAGUCACUACGACACGGACGUCGACUAUGUUUUCCGGCAGGAAUCGUACUUCACCUACCUGUUCGGUGUGACCGAACCCGGCUGCUACGGUACGGUUGAGAUCAAAACCGGACGUUCGACGCUGUACGUGCCACGUCUGCCGGAAGAGUAUGCCGUUUGGAUGGGACCGCUGCUGGGGUUGGAGGAUUUCAAGCAGAAGUACGAAGUCGACACAGUACAUUACGUCGAUGAGAUUGCAACCCGUCUUGCUAAUGUAUCACCAUCGGUGUUGCUUCUUUUGAGUGGACCGAAUGCUGAUAGUGGAGCUGUAGCAAAACCGGCUUACUUCAAGGGUAUUGAAAGCUUUGUGUCGGACACUGAUAUCUUGUUCCCGGUGAUUGCUGAAUGUCGCGUUACUAAAUCUCCGGCCGAGAUAGAGGUGCUGCGAUAUGUGGCACGUGUUUCAUCGGACGCGCACAAAGCCGUAAUGAAGGUGAUGAAACCGGGCAUGCACGAGUACCAGGCGGAGGCAGAAUUUUUGCGCCACUCGUACGCCGUCGGUGGUUGCCGGCAUAUGUCGUACACGUGCAUCUGUGGUGCUGGUACCAACUCGGCCAUCCUGCACUACGGCCAUGCCGGUUCACCGAACGACUGUGCCGUCAAGGAUGGAGCCAUGUGUCUGUUCGACAUGGGCGCCAACUAUGGUGGUUACGCAGCGGACAUUACGUGCAGCUUUCCCGCCAACGGGAAGUUCACCGAGGACCAGAAGCUCGUGUAUAAUGCCGUGCUGGCUGCCCGGGAUGCCGUCUGUGGCGCAGCACGGGAGGGCGUAUCGUGGAUUGAUAUGCAUCUGCUUGCCAAUCGGGUGAUGCUGGAGGAGUUGCGCAACGGUCAACUGCUGCAAGGUGAUGUGGACGAGAUGAUGGAGGCCGGGUUGAAUGCCAUUUUUCAACCGCAUGGACUGGGGCACUUUUUGGGGCUGGAUGUUCACGAUGUCGGUGGAUAUUUGCCCGGAUGUCCGGAAAGGUCCACCAGGGCCGGAGUUAACCGUCUGCGCACGGCACGUACUCUGAAGGCGGGCAUGUAUUUGACCAUCGAGCCGGGAUGCUACUUUAUCGAGCCGUUGUUGAACAAGGCCUACUCGGAUCCGACUCUCAGCAAGUUUCUGGUGAAGGAAAAUUUGGAACGCUUCCGUAACUUUGGUGGCGUCCGUAUUGAGGAUGAUGUGCUGAUCACCAAGACCGGCAUUGAAAAUUUCACUUUCGUGCCAAGAACUGUCCAAGAAAUUGAAGCCUGGAUGGCCAAGUAAAACCAGAAUCACGAAGAUUCGAUGGAUACACACCGAGGUGCCUUUCCAUAGGCAGAAAUUCGUUCAGGAGUCGUUCCUACAAAGCCUCGGAGAUCCCCUUCCUGGAGAAAUAUUUACUACAUUUAUAUACAGGUCACAAUGCUCUCCAACAAUGCUUGAGUAAAUCAACGUUGAGCAAGCUGUGCCAUUAUACAUGUUUUCCGUUCCUAAUUUCUUUUCACAAUUAAAUAAAGUUUCGC